AUGCCGCGCGGCAAACUUUCAAAGGGCGACGUGUUCUCGGUAGAGCAAACGCGGGAGGAUCAGCAGAACCUUGCUCGCAACGCAUCCGACGAGGACGAGGACGGGGAGAGGCAGACGGAUCGGGUGCAAGCGGAAGAGGAGGAGCGGGAAGAGGAGGAGCAGAGGCUGAGCCCCAAGAUUGAAGCGCUUCUCGUCGAUGAGCAGGAGGCUCAGCAGGCAGACAAGACAGUCAAGUCCGUCGUGUCUUCCACCUUCCUCUCAUGUUUGGAUGAGAUAGAAAGUGCCAUGAUCGCUGCUGGCAUCCCCGUCUUUCGCAUCGAUGGCACGACGAGCAUCCUCUAG
Guillardia theta CCMP2712 is the source of this 342-nucleotide messenger RNA. RefSeq lists its product as hypothetical. The transcript has a single exon. The record is from RefSeq and is a predicted model, not a curated record. Bases 1 to 342 code for a protein of 113 amino acids. Lineage: Eukaryota; Cryptophyceae; Pyrenomonadales; Geminigeraceae.